UCUUCUUCCUCCAGCCCCCUCCCGUUAAACCCUAAACCCCUCAGCUUCUUCCCUCUAACUAUUGUUUCUCGCUGGAACAAUGACUUCGUCGGUUCUUCUAGACCGUCAUCGGACCUUUUCCAGCCUUCUAUGUAAGCUCAUAUUCUCUCGGUCUAUGGGCGGUGGUCCACGGACCUUCCCCGGAGGCCUCAACAAGUGGCAAUGGAAGCGAAUGCAUGAGAAAAGAGCCAAAGAGAAGGAGAAAAGACUUCUCGAACAGGAGAAGCAGCUCUACCAGGCUCGAGUUCGUUCCGAAAUACGCUCCAAGAUUGCUGGUGUUCAUGAAACUUCGAAGAAUUCGGACCCUUCUACCCAUUACUCCCCAAUGACCCCCAGCGAGCAUAUUAAAGCCCUAGCUAACAGGUUCAUGAAAGAGGGAGCGAUUGAUUUUUGGAAUGAAGAUGAUGGUCCAUUGAAGACACCGCUACCGAGAUCGGAAUUUCAUGGAGGAUCGAGACGGAUUGCAUCGAGUGUUCGGAGUGGAUCGAUUAGAUCGCCUAUCGACGUCAAGAAAUUGUUACCGGAGAAACAUGAUGCAUCCGUAGGGCCUCAGUUUACGUAUGGCGAUAAUUUGAAGGGUAGGAGCUAUUCAGUGCAGAGUCGAAGGAGCUUUCGAAGGAAUGAGAGUUCAUCGAGUGAUGAGGACACGGAUUAUAACUCAGGUGUCGAUUCAAUAAAACCUUUUGCGAAUAAGUUAGCACGUAGCCCUGAUAAAAAUGUGAAAUCAAGAAAUCUUAACAGUAUUAGCGAUGACAGGAAGGCUGUAGCACAGAGGAAGAUGAAAUUUUGGAGAAAUGGGAGUUCGAGCAGCGAGGACGACUCCGAAGAAGAAUUGAGUAAUGUGGAUAAGGAUUUGAGACGUUGGAAAGAUUUGAGAACUGGGAGUAGUGCUUCCUUGGGGAAAUGUGAUAUGAAAAUGAAGAGGAGGGUACCUCUAAAAUCAUAUAAUGAAGAAAGUGAUUUUGCUGAGCAAGUUGACUUGCUUAGAUAUGAACUCGGCAAAAAGGCUGCAGCUGAAGACGAAGGUGAGAAGAGGGAGGAGAUAAUUUUCACUGAGAAAAGAUUUGACGAGUGUGGCAUAUCUCCACUGACAGUCAAAGCACUUUCUUCUGCUGGAUAUGUUCGAAUGACUCGAGUACAGGAGGCUACUCUAUCUCUUUGCCUUGAAGGGAAGGAUACCUUGGUCAAGUCAAAAACUGGUAGUGGAAAGAGCGUUGCUUUUCUGCUUCCUGCCAUUGAAGCAGUUUUGAAGGCUGCAUGUAGCAGCAAUAAUCAAAGGGUGCCUCCAAUUUCUGUUCUGAUUCUCUGCCCCACCAGGGAACUUGCUAGUCAAAUUGCUGCAGAAGCAAAUGUUCUGCUGAAGUACCAUGAUGGCAUAGGAGUGCAAACGCUAGUUGGAGGCACUCGAUUUAAAGAUGAUCAGAAACGACUAGAAUCAUUUCCCAGCCAGAUUGUAGUUGCUACUCCUGGCAGAUUGCUGGACCAUGUUGAGGAUAGGUCUGGCUUGUCUGUGCGACUGAUGGGGUUAACAAUGCUUAUACUUGAUGAAGCUGACCUCUUAUUGGACUUGGGAUUUCGCAAGGACAUUGAGAAAAUUGUUGACUGUUUGCCCCGCCGAAGGCAGUCCAUGUUGUUCUCUGCAACUAUUCCAAGGGAGGUUCGUCGAAUAUCUCAGCUAGUUUUGAAAAGAGAACAUGUUUUUGUUGAUACUGUGGGCCUUGGUUGUGUGGAAACUCCUACUCAGGUCAGGCAGUCAUGUCUUGUAGCACCACAUGAAUCUCAUUUUCAAAUUGUAUGCCAUCUCUUGAAGGAACAUAUCUCGUGCACUCCUGAUUACAAGGUUAUAGUUUUCUGUACAACAGGGAUGAUAACAUCACUUUUCCAUGUGCUUUUACGGGAAAUGAAAAUGAAUGUCAGAGAGAUGCACUCCAGGAAGCCACAACUUUAUCGUACACGUAUCUCAGAUGAAUUCAAACAGUCAAGACGGCUCAUUCUUGUUACAUCAGAUGUUUCAGCUCGUGGUAUGAAUUACCCUGAUGUUACCUUGGUCAUACAGGUGGGCGUACCAUCUGACAGGGAGCAAUAUAUACAUCGUCUUGGAAGAACAGGACGUGAAGGCAAAGAAGGUCAAGGUGUCUUGUUGGUUGCACCAUGGGAGGGAUAUUUCCUCGAUGAGUUAAAAGAUCUGCCUCUUGAAAGACGCCCUCUGCCCCAGUUGGAUUCAGGCUUAAAGCUAAAGGUAGAGGAAUCAAUGGCAAAGAUUGAUACCUCCAUCAAAGAAGGUGCAUAUCAUGCAUGGCUAGGUUAUUACAACUCAAUCAGGGAAAUUGGCAGAGAUAAAACUACUCUGGUUGAGCUUGGCAAACAAUUUUCGGAGUCAAUUGGUCUCCAAAAGCCACCAGCACUUUUCAGGAAGACAGCUCUAAAGAUGGGUUUGAAAGAUAUACCCGGCAUAAGAAUUCGAAAGUAGUUUUCACCUGGUAUGAACAACGAUAUCUUGUUCAUAUGUUACAUACAAUUAGGAGAGCGGCUGAGAACUUUUUGGACACCCAUCUUCCAUACAUGACUACAAAAUCAAAAUCAUCAUGAAUAAAAAAGGCUCGCCCGUAAAUCUGCAGGUUUGUUUAUCUUAAUUAUCGACAUGGUUCAAGUAUUUGUUGCCAUUUAAUUAUUAUUAAAAAAAAAAAAGCUGCCGAGAAGUGAGAACUGAUGAGUAGUUUCUGUUAUUGUGUUCCUUUCUAAAGCUUAAGUUGGAGCUCUAAUGUAAAUCAUUAUAAUUGAAUCCCAUUUCUGCGUUUUGUAUAUUA
Messenger RNA from Benincasa hispida (wax gourd), 2846 nucleotides. Its product is annotated as DEA(D/H)-box RNA helicase family protein. NCBI's taxonomy places the organism in Eukaryota, Viridiplantae, Streptophyta, Magnoliopsida, Cucurbitales, Cucurbitaceae. Gene Ontology annotation, molecular function: RNA helicase activity; ATP binding; nucleic acid binding. The record is from RefSeq and is a predicted model, not a curated record.